Messenger RNA from Gadus macrocephalus (Pacific cod), 2173 nucleotides. It is a transcript of the gene ofcc1, whose product is annotated as orofacial cleft 1 candidate 1. Lineage: Eukaryota; Metazoa; Chordata; Actinopteri; Gadiformes; Gadidae. Gene Ontology annotation, cellular component: perinuclear region of cytoplasm. The record is from RefSeq and is a predicted model, not a curated record. The coding region runs from base 66 to 920 and encodes 284 amino acids. The transcript is spliced from 4 exons.
ACGGGCCGAUACCGGGUGGCCCGCGCGACCCCCGCCUGUCGGAUCGAACCCGGCUGGCUCUGCGCAUGUUGCCGUCCGAGCUGGGCCUGCCGUUGCCGUGGCGACGACGCCGGGGCGGCAGCGUGCAUUGUUCCGCUCGGCGGCUCGGCCUCAUUAUACCGCUGCUGGCUUUGAUGUGGUUCGCGAGGCUCUACCUGCAUUACUGCAGCCAGUGGCUCUUCCUCCAGGCAAUGGCAGUUCCUGUCAACAAGUUCGAGUUCCACGCACACACGGUGGACCUGGUGUACCAGAACUCCCUGCUGCACACCCGCGAGGAGCUGGCCCUGGUGGUGGCGGGGCCCCUGACCUUGAACGCCGUCACGUUCCUGCUGGUUCUGAUCAGACGGGGCUGUCAACAGAUAUUUGGCUCACUCCCUUCCUUCACGUCAGACUUUAUCAUGGCUCAGGGAGUGUGGACAGUCCUGGACCCCGGGGCUGUGUUGGCGGUGGACGCCGUCCUGGGGCGUCUCGCCUACAGCCCUGACAGGCCCGUGGGGGACGCGGCAAAGCUCUACUGGCACUUCCUGCGAAAUAGCCAAUCAGGCGCCGCCGGCGUGGUCAUCACCCUGUUCCUCUACGCUGUCCUUCUGCUGCUCUCGGUCACCAUCCUGUUCAUUUACCUGCUCAGAUUCCACAACGACGGCCGUAUGCUGGACACCUUUCAGCGCCUCAGUGCCAGGGAGGGAGACUACUUCCUGCCUCGGGACCUGGAGCUGUCCAAUCAGGAGCUGAGCCACAUUGUCAAGAAAGCGGAGCAGUGGCGAGGAUUCAACGGCGAGAGGCGUAAAGUAAGAGCCCAAACGCAACACUGCUCUGUCCCUGUCUUUCCCUCUUUGUCUCUUCUCUCAAUGUCUUCCUCCUCAUCAAUCCAAAAUGGCUAAUUAAAUGGAUUACGAACAAUGAGACGAAAUGCUACUAUUAGCCAUUAGCCAUUAGCCGUCAGCCAUAAGCCUUGAGGGUUGCUCUAUUGAAAUGGGGAGACAUGUACAGAAGGCUGUUCCCAAUGGGACAAUAUCUAGCAAGGGUAGCUGUAAGAACGAGAUUGAGAUUGCAACUAUAUCGGAAUAGUACCUUUAACUGCGUGAAAAAGUCCAGGAGAACGUACCUUUUACGAAAGGAAACACGAUUACAUUUGCGUUAGUUACAUUUGAGGAAAAAAAAGCUGAGAAUUCAUCUCAGAGGUCUUUAGCUUGAUUCUAAUUAGUAGGAGAUAAUUACCAAAACAGAGACUGCGCUAUCUGAUUCAGCAAGCCUGAUUAGUCUACGGAAGCACAUUUUUCGGUGGUGUUUUCAGAAGAUAUUUCAUUCAGAGAGGGACUGCUCAAUCAACGAGAAUCAACGAGAAUCCCGCACAUGCCUCAACCCCAGGCCUGGGACACUGCCUCAAAACGAUCUCUAAACAUGGACGUGUUCCGGUUUGCAUAAACGAAGGUCCCCAUGAAAUGACCAAGGUUCGGUGGGUGGGGGCGAGCUGCCUCUCGCUUCCUCGGCAGAACCACUGCGGGUCGGCCAUGAUGACAUGGGGGAAUGACAACGUAUUAGCGCGUCUGCCCGCCGCCCCAUGCAAAAAAAUACAAAAUCCAUGCAUGGUUGAUUGAAAAUGUGACUUGUUGAGAUAAGGGAAAUAGAACGUGGCGAUCAAACCACCAAUCCAGCCUUUAAUUUAUUCUGUACGAUUUGUUAGUGGCACACAUCUCUUGCUUCUCCCCACCCCGCCACCCCCCCAUGUGUUCAUUAACUCCCUUGCUCCUUGCUUCCAAGUUCACACAUCUUCUGAGGAAAAACUACAGUAUCUUGGGUUAGAAAAAAAAAAGAAAAAGAGAAUGAGAACCCACACUGACAGUGAACUUCACAUGCAGUGUUUUGAUCGGAAGUUAGCCGGAAUUUUCGACCACAGCCCAAAUACUUGUCUAACAGUCAAGCUAAAUUACACUGCUCCAUAAUAUGUUUUGGUGACUUUAGCUAUUGUCCUCUAUCCUGGGUAAGUGGUAACAAUCCUUUCCAGAAGAAAAAGACCCAAAACCAUUUAAACACCAGCCUAAUGAACGUCUGUAGGGAACCAUAAUGUUCCUCAUAACAUUUAUAUAUAUAUGGGUAGGGGACAUGCAGUUCCAUUACUUUAAGCAGACUCAUA